Molecule: messenger RNA, 2899 nt
Organism: Onychostoma macrolepis
Lineage: Eukaryota; Metazoa; Chordata; Actinopteri; Cypriniformes; Cyprinidae
Exons: 10
Coding region: 187-2229 (680 amino acids)
Biological process (GO): positive regulation of cell-substrate adhesion; extracellular matrix organization
Cellular component (GO): extracellular matrix
Molecular function (GO): collagen V binding; heparin binding; protein binding
Source: RefSeq, a predicted model, not a curated record
UCCUCACUCUCUGCUCUCACCUUUGCAUUUCUUUUUCUUUUUUUCCCUCGGAGGGAUGGGUGAUGGGUUGAACAUGAUUUCCAGAGGCAGAAUAUAACUGGCCUUUCAGACGGUGCAGCCCUCAGAGUCACUGAGGCAGCUGUCUCUGGCAGAUUGUACCUGAACUGACUCCAGCAUACAUUAACAAUGUACAAGCCUUUAGCUUUGUGUCUGUGUCUGUGUUUAGCGCUUUUGGCAGCUGAGGGAAAGCGAGAAAAGGGAAGAAGAGAGAGAGAGAGGAGCUCCAGACGAUUCUUAUCCACUGAGGAUGCACCUGAGUAUGAUAACCCUUUCCUUCCAGGGCGUAGCAGCCAGUGCUUGGUGAAUGGGAUUUCUCUGUUUGAGGGGGCUGUGUGGUCUCCAGAACCUUGCAGUGUGUGCCAGUGUAAAGAUGGAGCCGCGAGCUGUCGAACCAUCCCCUGCCCGGCCAGAGCUUCACCCACCCUGAAGUCUGUGGCCAGUAAGCCCAGUCUAACAUCUGUGGGGAAAACAAGCUCAAAAAACAGACUGGCAGGAAAUGGAAAACCACCUGUGGGGACGGAGGUUCUGGAGGUGAAACCAAAGAAGAACAAGAUGGUGAUCACCCCAGCAAAACAACCACCGUCAAAUGUCCCUAAGAAGCAAGUGAAGAAAAACCAGGAGGUGAUUGUGAGUCUGGAUCCUGGAAAACCACCUAAGACCCCUGUAAUACCCACAGGACCUCGGUUUAUGAGACCAAUCCAUUUUGAUCAUGAUGACCAUGAUGAUGACGACUAUCUAGAGGACGACAGUGACAGUGAUGAUGAUGACGAUGAUAACCGCAGCAUUCCGGUGUUCAGAUCUGCUGUUCGCCCUGUAGCAAUCGAAAGACGAGUAAUACCACCCACAUUCAAACCGGCCAUACCACGAGCACAACCAGCCUUUGCUCUUCCUACAAGAAAAUCUGUGAUCCUGCCCACUGGAAGGCCACUGCCAGCCCCCAGUGGGCGACCGGUGGAUCGAGGUGUUGGCCAUCCAUUCAUCAGCACCUCUGUUCAUAUGGAGUCUCUCCCAGCAGGCUGCCUGCUUUCAGAGUCUCUUAUUGCUUGUGGAAACACUCGCCUUACCCAAAUGCCCAUCAUCAAAGAUGCAGGUGUCAGGAGUCUGUUUCUAGCAGAUAACAAAAUCAGCAAGAUCCCAUGGCAUGCCCUGGCAGGUCUUCCCAACCUGGAGUGGCUUGACCUCAGCAAGAACAAGCUGGACGAUUUCUCUUUGGGACCGGAUGUGUUUCGGAACUUGACAAAGCUCAGGAGGCUGAACCUUGAUGGAAACAACUUCACUAAAGUGCCGGCUCUCCCUCCCUCGCUGGUGGAGCUGAAGAUCAACGAUAAUAAACUCAGUGGUCUCACUCCCUACAGCUUUCAGGGUCUGUCUCAGCUGCUGACACUGGAGUUAGAGGAUAAUUAUUUCCACGAUGGAAAUGUCUCUCCUCUGGCCUUCAAGCCUCUCAGGAGGCUGAUUUACCUCAGGCUAGAUGACAAUAAGUUCAGGGCUAUUCCCUCUGGUCUGCCCGUUUCAGUACAGGAGCUACACCUGUCUGACAACAAGAUAGAAGUGGUCCAUUCAGGGAUCCUCAACAAGACCACAAACCUGAGAGUCCUGACCCUCAGCCAUAACCGCAUCCGAGAGGACCGCAUUCAUCCAAGAGCAUGGAUACACUUGCUAAAACUGGAGUAUUUGGACCUUUCUCACAAUAAGCUGGUUCACGUUCCCUCUUUCCUGCCGGUUGGUCUGCGGCAGCUCAUCUUGCAUCACAACCAAAUUGAGCGUAUCCCUGGCUAUGUGUUCGGCCACCUGCGACCUGGUCUGGACUCCCUGCAGCUGUCGUACAACCGUCUGCGUGAAGACGGGAUAAAUGAAGUGUCCUUCCUGGGCCUGUACAACUCACUGACUGAACUUCUGUUGGACCACAACCAGCUCAGAUCAAUUCCACGAGGCAUUCUACAGUUAAAGAACCUGCAGCACCUGAGACUGAACCACAACUACAUCAGCUACAUCACUAUGAACUCGUUGUGUGACACUACUGCUCGUGAGGACUCCCUGCUGUUGUCUGUUCACCUGGAGUACAACCUGAUUGAUCGCCGCCUCAUUCCACCAACAGCCUUCUCCUGCAUCAAAACCUACCAGAGCGUCCUUCUGCGGCCCCAGAGAUAUGAAGAGCACUAUGAAUGAAAGUGUUUUUUGGGGCUGUAGUUCACAGUGCAUCUCAAUUCAAUGCUUAAUUCAGAGUUUUAAGUGAAAUGAAGAUAAAGAUGCAGCUCCCUUUUCACACCAGAGGCCUUUUAUUUUGUGUAAGCUGUGUUUUAGUUGUGUUCUGAUCGUCUCUUCUCUGUCUCAUAGGGGUCACACAUGCACAUGCAUUUUUUCUGCUUUACUGCAACUAAAAACUACUGCUGACAUUUGUUGUUUGACAUUAGCAUUGGCUGUGUUUGUGCUUUGAAGGGGGUUUUGCACAGAUUUACAUGGUGCUAAAUGUGCAUCUUUCCUGUUGCAGUUGGCAUUAUAUUUUGUGUAUGUCUGUUGUUGUUGUUGUUAUUGUUGUUGUUGUUACCAUAUCUAAUGUCUGUCUUGGUUUGUUUUAUACCUGUAUGUCUACAAUUUACAAUCUAAAGCAGACUUGUAUGUGCAAGGAUUUCUUUCUUUUUUCAAAGUAUGCAAAAGGUUUUUAAUAGAUCAGCUUUAUACAUUAUUUAUUUUUUGAUUAAACUGCAAUGCAUCACAUUUUUUUUUUUUUUAUAUAUCGUGUUAACAAUUUUCAGUAGCAAAGGCUUUGACUUUUAUAUUCAGUUUUGUGAAAUUGUGUGUUGUCUGUGCUUUUGUAUUCUCAUUGUCACAAACUACA